UCACUCAAAAAUCACAACAAUGGGAAACUGUUUCCGGAAGGCGAGUAAUAACAAGAUUAAUGAGCAUCGUCAUGCUACUAAUUCCAAUAAUAAUAAUAAUAAACCACCUGCAGAAAGUAGGAAGGAGAAGGGAGUGAUGAAGAAGGUGACGCCGAAUCUGAGAAUAUUUACAUUGGAUGAGCUGAAAACUGCGACAAGGAAUUUCAGACCGGACACUAUGUUAGGUGAGGGUGGUUUUGGUCGCGUCUUUAAAGGAUGGAUUGACCAAAAUACCCUCAAGCCUUCCAAAGUCGGAGUUGGAAUUCCGGUUGCCGUUAAGAAGUCUAACCCCGACAGCCUCCAAGGCCUCCAAGAAUGGCAGAGUGAGGUGAAAUUCUUGGGGAAGUUUUCUCAUCCAAACCUGGUUAAACUAGUUGGAUAUUGUUGGGAGGAGAAUCAAUUCUUGCUAGUAUACGAAUACAUGCAAAAGGGCAGCUUGGAAAACCACCUCUUCAGAAGCCCAGAACCGCUUUCAUGGGAUAUAAGGGUGAAGAUAGCCAUUGGAGCUGCGAGAGGCUUGGAUUUCUUACACACGUCAGAGAAAUCUGUAAUCUAUAGAGACUUCAAGUCCUCUAAUAUUCUUCUUGACGGGGAUUACAACGCAAAGCUGUCGGACUUUGGAUUGGCAAAGCUUGGCCCAGUUAACGGCAGAUCCCAUGUAACCACACGUGUCAUGGGAACCUACGGUUAUGCCGCCCCUGAGUAUAUGGCAACAGGUCAUUUGUACGUAAAAAGUGAUGUAUACGGAUUUGGCGUAGUCCUACUAGAAAUGUUAACAGGCCUAAUUGCUUUGGACACAAAUAGGCCCUCAGGUCAACAGAAUUUAGUAGAGUGGGUUAAGCCCUCUCUUUACGAGAAAAGGAAAUUAAAAAAUAGAAUGGAUCCAAAUUUGAGUGAACAAUAUCCCAAAAAAGCUGCUUUUGAGAUAGCACAGCUUAUAUUACAAUGCUUGGAAGAAGAUCCAAAGAACCGACCAUCCAUGGAACAAGUCUUACAAACAUUAGAGAAGGUACAAAGCAUAAGAUAUAAACCCAAAGUGAAGAAAGACAGUGGCAUAAUGCAUCAUCAACAACGUCAUCACUCUCCUUCCCCUCAAAAUUAGUUGUUUCUCCUCCAUCAAUUCCAAUUUGUUGGAUACUUGUUUUCAAAUUUUCACACUAAUUUGUGCAGUAUGCUGCUCACUCAUAUGUAUAAUUUUCCCAGAACUAAUUUUUGGAUUAUCCAAUGGAAUAGCAAAACGGGCUAACAACAUACUUGACUGGA
Arachis duranensis is the source of this 1302-nucleotide messenger RNA. RefSeq names its product probable serine/threonine-protein kinase PIX13. The transcript is spliced from 6 exons. Gene Ontology annotation, molecular function: protein kinase activity; ATP binding. Bases 20 to 1141 code for a protein of 373 amino acids. The record is from RefSeq and is a predicted model, not a curated record. Gene Ontology annotation, biological process: protein phosphorylation. NCBI's taxonomy places the organism in Eukaryota, Viridiplantae, Streptophyta, Magnoliopsida, Fabales, Fabaceae.